This is a messenger RNA of Phalaenopsis equestris, 2029 nucleotides long. RefSeq lists its product as uncharacterized. The transcript is spliced from 6 exons. Lineage: Eukaryota; Viridiplantae; Streptophyta; Magnoliopsida; Asparagales; Orchidaceae. Bases 991 to 1605 code for a protein of 204 amino acids. The record is from RefSeq and is a predicted model, not a curated record.
UUGACCGGCGCUACAAUUUUACUGUUUUCUUCUCUCGCUUCCUCUUGUUUCUUCAACUCUGUAAUCUUUGUGCUCCAGUUCGGAUUGCUCCAAAGUCUUCUCCCAAGGUCUUCUGGUCAACCAUUACGAUCGACCGAUCCACAUUGACUCAGGGGCAGGUGAAUAUUUUGCAAAAGACUUGUGUCUUCGAUUGUUCCAUCAAACUUUGAGUUGCCGGCUGCCACUCUACCGAGAGCUGCGGGCAAUAUUCAACUACUAUGGAGUCAUCAUGGCCCAAAUCCUGUAGAACUCCAUUGUCGUUAUCCUGACCUUCAUAGUUUGGGGUGGACAGAGCUCUUCGCCUACCUAUUCUCAUUUCGAGUUUGUUAGGAUGGAUUCACCCAGUUUUCAUUCCAUGGCAGCUUCUAGCUGCCCUAGAAUAAUGCGAAGGACUGUAAAUUAUGGUUUUGCAUCGAUUCUUCCCUAAAGGGCUGGGCCAUCCCAAUCAUUUGAUCUGACGGUCCUCCUGCCAAGUUCUAGAAGGCGUUGGCUCAAAUCUUGGAGGAAGCAGCGGAGGUUAAAGGGUGGUUGUUUUCAAUCCAUCAGUUCCUUGAGCUAACGGUAGUUAAAAUGGUACUGCAACUGAAGACUUAUUACUAAAUGACUUGGUGGACUCUGAUGCCUGGGAAGCCGAGCGAGAGGCAAUGAAAACUUCCUGAGCUGAAAAGAAGAUAGUCUGAAAGGUUGGGAUAGCCGCAUCUGCUUUCUUUGAAGUGCUAUGGUGCUCGACCAUGAGAUGACCAAGGUAGUCCUCGUUGGAGAAAACACUGAAGUAGGAAUGGCUAGUGGUUCACCAAAACGUGCAAGAAAGGUAAUUUUCAUUCAAAGUAGAGCAAAUGAAACAAGAAGCAAAGCGUAUGAAACACAAUCUCCAUCGCAUGGUGAGUCCGGGGAGCAAGAUUACAAUGAACCACAUGCACUACAGUCAGAAGAUGGGGUUUGCUUUCUGGAAUGACGAGUGGUUCAUUGGUAAGACGUACAAAAAAUGUAAUUUGUAGAGGUGGUAAGCAAAGGAAGAAGAAACCGAGCACAGGAACACAAUCUCCACCACUUGGAGAGCUUAUUGAGCGAGAUUCCAAUGAACCACAUGCACAGCGACCUGAAGAUGGGGUUUCACUUUCUAUUCAAUUUGCAGGAAUGACUGGUGGUUCAUCAAUAAGACGUACAAAAAAUGUAAUUUGCAGAGGUGAGUUAAGCAAUGAAAUAAGAAAUCGAGCACCGGAAACUCAGUCUCCACCGCUUGGUGAGUCUGUGGAGAAACAUUACAAUGAACUGCAUAAACCACGGCUAGAAGAUGGGGUUUCACUUUCUGAUGAGCAAAGAGCUUUUAUGAGACGUAGGGGGCGCACAACCUUUGCUGACUUUCAAAAUUUACCACCAGAAACACAAGUUCAAAUUGAUAUUAAUGAUAACAUAAUACCUUGCAACAUCCUCAAGUAUGAUGUACUUGGGUCAUGUAUAGGUGUCAUUGCCAGAGAUUUAGUUUUAGCGCAUUUAUUGUUCUCAAACUGGAGGAAAGAAGGUAUGGAGCCCUUCAAGAAGAAGAUGCUAGCAGAGAUGAGGUAAAUUCAUGAAUCGAAUAAAAUUAUGAUAUUAUUUUGUUGCUAAAUAAAUAUUCUAUCUGUGAUUAAUUUCGUAGUCUAAAUUUAAAUUUCCUGCAUACGACAUUAAAUUCUACGUUCUCUUGCCGUGAAAUGGUGUAAUCAUAAGGCAAGCUUGAAGGCUGAGCAUUGGGAUAGUCGUCCGAUUGGAGAAAUACUGGAGGAUGUCCUUGAGGACAUAGAUGCAUUAUAAUGGUGUCAUUUUGUGUCACAAUGGUCAAAACCAGAUGAUUUAAGUGAGAAGUAUAAUUUAACUUCUUAGGUAGUAUUUAUAAUAAUAUAAUAAAUGUAUUUGUUUUAUGAAAAAGCAGCAAAGAAUACUAAGAAUGCUAAUGAGUAGUUAUGUCCCCAUAAAAUUGAUCUCGUAUGAGUUGUGUGUGGAGACAAAA